UUCAGUUUCAAAAAACUGAGUAUCAUUUUAAUUACAUGAUACAGAGUGUUUUACUAAUUAUAAACACUUGUACAAAUUAACUUAAUAAUCAAAUUUGUAACUCUAAGAGAAUACUCGCACUACUCAGAAUCUACAUGGAUUUAAUUUUCAUUUUCUCAAUAAUGCCUAUAGCUACUACUGUGCUCAUUUUCCUCUUUGUUAAUCUACUAGUCGAUUCUGGUGUAGCAACCUUCACGAUGCCUGCAAAUGUGACAGUUCCAGCGUUCAUAGCAUUUGGAGACUCGAUCGUGGACCAAGGAAAUAACAACUACAUUCCGACGUUCAUUAGAGCCAACUUCCCUCCAUACGGGAUGGGUUUUUUGGGUGCUAAAGCAACAGGAAGAUUUACAGACGCGAAGACACCUGUAGACUUGAUCGCUGAGAAAGUAUUAGUUAAGGAGUAUGUACCACCAUACCUAGAUCCGUUCAUCGAAGACCAAGAUAUGAUCACCGGUGUAAGCUUUGCCUCAGGAGCUACUGGAUAUGAUCCACUAACAUCUACCAUAAAUAUGGCUGUACCAAUGGUGGAUCAGCUGCAAAUGUUCGAAAAUUACAUUAGAAGACUUGAAGUAUUGGUCGGUAAAUCAGGGACGGAAAACAUAUUAUACAACAGUUUGUUUUUGGUGGCUGCGGGAAGUGAUGAUUUCGUCCUUAACUACUUCUCGGCCUACCCGAUGAGGAAACUUGAAUACGAUAUACCUACUUAUGCUGAUUAUGUCGUAUCAAGAGCUUCAUCCUUUGUACGGACGCUACAUGGACUUGGAGCACGAAGAGUAGUUGUUCUUAGUUUACCACCAAUUGGGUGUAUGCCUACUUCAAGAACUUUUGGUGGCGGUGGGAAAAAUAGAUCAUGUUCAACACUUUAUAACAGAGCAGCAAAGCACACUAACAAGAAACUUGCUGCUGAAUUCGAGUCACUUAGGUCCAGAGAUCCUCCAGUCAAAGUCAUUUUUGCUGAUAUUUACAAUCCUGUAUUGGACAUAGUCAAUAAUCCACAAUCCUACGGGUUUGAGAUUGUGGACAGAGGUUGUUGUGGUACCGGAAAGGUAGAGGUGAGUUGGAUGUGUAAUGAAUUUGCCCAGACAUGCUCAGACAUCUCUAAGUAUCUUUUUUGGGAUAGUUUUCAUCCAACGGAAAAGGGUUACAGGGCCAUUGUCGAAAACGUACUCGAAAGAUAUGUGAAGGAUGCACUCGAGAUCUGGUGACCCGACUUGAUCACCCAGUCAUGGUCUUCCUGUUUGCAACAAAUAAGAUCCAACCCAUUUAUGCUCUUCUCUUAUCACUUUCGGAUUUAGGUUUCCAAAUAAGUCAAUCUUAAACUUUCCUUAGUGUCUAUGUAAAGUAAAUUUGUGACAUUUUUUAUUAUAUGGAUCAUUGGUGCUCAUAAGGUCAUCAUUAGAGUAACAGAUUUCGAUCACUGUGUUAUGUCAUAGAAAUUUUCGACGACAUUUUAACCUGAAACAGCUAGAUCAA
Messenger RNA from Erigeron canadensis, 1512 nucleotides. RefSeq names its product GDSL esterase/lipase EXL3-like. NCBI's taxonomy places the organism in Eukaryota, Viridiplantae, Streptophyta, Magnoliopsida, Asterales, Asteraceae. Gene Ontology annotation, cellular component: extracellular region. The record is from RefSeq and is a predicted model, not a curated record. The transcript is spliced from 5 exons. The coding region runs from base 135 to 1244 and encodes 369 amino acids. Gene Ontology annotation, molecular function: hydrolase activity, acting on ester bonds.